GUGAAUCACGUCCUCUACCACACAUAAUUGCUUCGAGGAGCUGCUCGCCUCGUGCCACAUCACCCCGACUCCCACCAUCUUCUUUGUCAUCUGUGCAAUCGCCUGCUUCCAUCUCCUAUAGGCCACAACCUGAGUACCCUCGACCGCAGCCGCCGUUCUCGUCUCCGCUCAUGGCGAAGUCUACGUCAUCACUGACCUCGGGUGCUCCCGGUGGUCCGCCGCGAAUGAUCUCGGCUGCUGCGUUCCGCAGGCCCGGUCGCACCGGAAGCGAGUCUGGGUCAACAUUAACUCCAACAGGAUACGGGCCAGCAGAUACUUCACCUCUAUCCCUCCACCGCCCAUCUGCAUCGCCUGCAUCUUCUAUGUCACGGAAAUCUGGGGCAAUGCGGAGGUUGUCUGUAGUCAACCCAGACCCAGUCCAACACGAUGAAGAGGAGUUCGAUUACAUAUCGGCAUAUACGGGAGGAGACGAGUCAGGAGGGGCGCAGGCGCAGCAGAGUGGGGGAUAUGGACAGGGGAGGCGAACAACCUUCCAACGAGCAUGGGAGGAAUACGUCACACAGUUGGCUCCUAAGAAAAAGCAACGGCGAUUCCUGAUGAAUUGUGCCCGUGUUGUUGAAGAGCGUUCAGGCGGCUCUCCAGCUUCAGUUAUUAACGAUGCUAUCAGCGCGGCAGAGAAGAAGCAUUCCAUGCAAACCUCGCGGCGCAUAAUUCGCAAAUACAUCGAUCCCGUUGUGAACGUCCUCAGCGACUUCGAUGCCAUCAUUAGCACAUUGAUUUCUGUGGACCCUAUGCCAACUGCAAUCAUUUGGGGUGCCUUGAAAGUUAUCAUUGAUGGUCUUUCCAGAUUUUCGAACCUCUUUGAGACGAUCAAGAACGAACUUCGGUCCCUGAGAGACCAAUUGGAAAAUAUCACAGACCACGAGAAUCUUUAUGGCAAGGAUGAGAGGAUGCAAAGGCUCCUCUGCCAGUCCUACUUCAACAUCAUCCGCUUUUGGCACAGAGUUGAUAAGGAGUGUGAUAAUUGUGGCUUUGCUCUGCUGAAGACGGUCACCCCUUUUAGCACGAAGAAACUGAAUUCUAUCAUCGGAGAUAUGCGGGGUGACUCUCAAGAGAUAAGCAAGCGUGCUAGCAUGCUUAAGGCAAUGGGGUCAAGGGGGGAGCAGAGAGAAAAGGCAACCGAGCGUCAGGAAGCUGCAGAUGAGCGUCGGGCACAGCACGAAUACCGAGAGGAAAAGAAACGCGAGGCACCCAGAGAGCGCUUUAACAACCUCUGUUCUUUGCUAUCCUCUCUUGACACGAAUGCGCCGAACUUCCUCAGGCGGGACAAGCAUUUACAAAGCCACCUCUCUGGGACCUGCGAAUGGCUACUUGACCAUCCUGAUUUCGUCGCAUGGUCGGGUGACACCUCUCCAUCUCCAAUUUUGUGGAUCCAUGGCCCGCCCGGAUCCGGAAAAUCUACCCUUUGCUCAAUCAUCAGUCAUACGCUGAGCUCGAGAUUGGAAACGGUGGCGUUUCAUUUCUGCGACUUUGCCCAGCACUAUAAACCUUUUGAGACAUUGCGGAUGUUGGCGCUUCAACUGUUAUAUAAAUACUGGACGGACGUACACGAUAUUUCGCAAGAGCUAUAUGACGUAUCCCAGUCAAGUCCAUCUGUCUUCGAAAACGUCCAGAAUAUGAUCAAGGUCCUCGUCAAAAACCAAUCGAAGGUGUAUUUUCUUCUCGACGGCCUAGACGAAGAAACAACAGGAGAGAGAUGGAAAGAUACAGUGGAUGUACUUCAGUUUCUUAUCCAGCUCACAAAGGACUACCCUACCAAGGUUCGCCUCUGGUGCAGCAGCCAACCCCGCCCGGUGAUCAAGAAGGAACUCGAGGGUUAUUCACACAUCGACAUCAGCGUCCACGCCCACAAGGAUAUAGCUUUUUACCUGUCGAAAUCUAUACCCGAAGCCGAGGAGCUGGGGACACUAGAUCAGGAAAAAAUCUUGCAAGACUUGCAUGGACGGGCUGAAUGCAGCUUCCUCUGGGCCAACCUCAUGAUCAGCGAACUUCAAGGGUCAGCUACGAGCCUCAGAGAGAUGAAGCAGUCCGUCGAAAGAGGGUUCCCGUCCACCUUGCUAGAUUAUUAUAGCUUAUUCUUCAGGCGGUUCAAGAAGUCGUUGCGACCACUUGCAUGCAAAUUGUUUGCCUUGAUCGUUUUUGCUCGUCGGCCAUUGAGGCUUUCUGAACUGCAAGAAGCUAUAUGGUGCUUGAACAGCAAGUCUCCUGGAUCCCUUAAUCCAGAAGAUAAGCCGUUUCUGAAGCAACUACAUGAGGUAUCUCAGCCCCUCAUCGAGAUGACCAGGGUGACUGGGCCCCAAGCCGCUGAUAGCCAAGAGGAUUAUACCUGUCGUCUUUUUCAUUCGACUCUACGAGAUUUCCUCGUGGAACACCCAAAUAUCCUCUCUGAGGCAGACGACCCAAUGGCAGAUCUACAGAUAAGCGCCGAUGUAGCUGUCGAUGCAUGCUUGCUUUACCUGUGUCAGACCAGAUAUGCUGAGUCACUGAUCAGGCGGGAAGGUCGCUGGGUCGACGCAAGAGGAGACCCAGUAGACAACCAACAUUUCCUAGUUUAUGCGGCAAAAUACUGGGACAAACAUCUUGACGACGCUGCUGAACAGCACAGAAAAGAGCUUCUUAGACGCCUCGAGACUUUCAUCACUUCAUCCAACUUUCAGACAUGUAUUCAGGUCCAGAGCUUAUGGGUCGAGUUACAAUUCUGCGUCUUUAGGACUAUCGAUAGCGAUGAACGGUGUCGUUUCCUCCGACGAGUUUUUCCCUCGUGGUUCUCACAGGAGACGGACAUUGGGAUGAAGCUCUGGCAGGAUUAUCGACAUUUCUUGCACGAGUGGAAAUACUUCCUUUCUUGCGGAAACUGUCAUAUGGCAAAUCCCAAGUGUGGAGUCUUGCCGUACUUGGGACAGUUGGACCGUAUUUGGUUCGGUGCACUCGGACCAUCGAAUUUUCUAUCGCGACUCAAGAGUCGGUGCAAAAGCUUUGUUUUCCAACUGGAAGACGAAGAGUCCGGAGUUGGGCGCUUCUUUGACGUCGUCGGAGAUGACGGUGACACACUCAUGAUGUUGCGGAUACAGUCAUCUGAAGGGACUAUCCUUCAAUUUGCAUGCGAAACCUGGUCUUUAGCUGGACAGCACUUGCCAGUGAAGGAAAAAUGCCAGAUCAUUCAAGAGUCCCCCGCACUUUGCAACUGGCCUUUGUAUGUCGGCAACGCUGUUCACUUGCCAUUGCAGAUAGGCAAGGCAUCCCCAGCUGCUUUUAGCACUGACUGCCAAACCCUUCGGAUUGGCACCAAACUAUUCGCGAAAGAUGCUGCGGGAAAUUUUGAGGCUAUCCCUCAGCUCCCACUACAUCGCCAUCAAUCCCCUGUGUAUGUGGAGGAAUUUUGUCGUCGUGAUCGCUUCGUUGUGUUAGCCUGCAGAACCAAGUUCUCCGCAAGAGAUGUCUUGGCUGGAGAUUCUUUGGACACAACCGAAUUAAAGUGUUCUCCGAGUCCUGGCACGACAUCGACAAGACAUCAGGAUGAUAGCUCGGAUGACGAGUCGACCGCAAACUCAUCGACGGAAUCCGAAAUCGAAACGGACUCAGAGGAUGAUGGGUACGAAAGCUGGAGUGAAAGCAGCACCAUGUUUUCCGAGGAUUAUAUCUUCGAUGAUGACAUGAUUACCCCUUGGGCGGAUCACUUCCGCGACGAAGAUAAACAUUCUAAAGCUAGCGAUACAGAAGUCGACUCGGAUUUCGAUGAGGCUCUAAUUGAAUCUGACUCUGGUGACGACGAAGACCCUGUCUCGCCGUCUGCUUUCGGUUACGGAAAAAAACGUAGAGAAGACGAGUAUGAUUGGGAUGAAGAUCAUUCAUCGGACGAAGAUGGCUAUAGGAACUUUGCAGGUGGGCGGAUUGGUAGGCAUGGAUCUCACAAAGCAGCGCAGGCAACAAUCACUAUUUUCGACACUCAGACAUCUCCUGAGCCCGUGCAACUUUUCCAUCUCACUCGGCCCCUUCAGUCUAAAGUCUAUGGCUCGCCGCCUAUCAUUCAUCCGACCGAGCCACUGGUUGUUUGGCCACUUGGUGGUGGAGACGUGCUCUUCGCCGAUUUCAUAGAUAAAUCAUACUUCGUGCGUAGACUGAGGCCGUCCACCUUACAUACACGACACAUUUUCAUGAAAUGUCAAUUUUCUGCAUGUGGUCGCUUUUUGCAUAUUGCUGCCCUCGAAGGCCAACAACCCAUUGAGACGAAAGAUUUGGUCAAGCAGCGCGCGAUCAACAUUGCGGUUCUGGUCUCAACCUAUCGUCUUUCCCGCAGGAAAACAAGUCGUUCACCCCCUACCCUCAUUCACCGCAUCCGGGUCAAGUUAGGCUCCAAGGAAUCUUUGUCCGUCACAAAACUGCCAUACACUGUGACUUGGACUCCGGAAGAUAUCUACAUCACCUGCAGUGAUACAGCGCUCCGAGUUUACCGCAUCCCACUAUUUAAGCCAGCGAAAGAGGCUCAGGAGGAAGAGGAUGUCAUCCUGAUGCCACGGAAGCCUGUCUUUCUGCCAGAGAGCUCAUUGCAUCGCCAGGUGCAUUAUUUUCCGAGCAAGAGUAACAAAGAAGGCUGCGGAGAAUCAACUGCACGCAUCAUUAUUGGCAGCGAAACCAGAAAGCAAGCAGAACAAGUACUCGAACAUGGUGUAGAGUUCUCUACUAUUGGACGUACCUUCGUCACGGGACAACGAGGAGAAAUUUCUCCGCCAAUUGGCUGCUAUAUAAACGAGGAAGUUGACCUCGGCGGAUGGGGCAGAUCUUAUGAUAUCACAGAGAUUCCUGUGCAGCUAGGCAUUGGUUGCUUGGACCGUCGUUUAGAGAGAUUCGACCCUGAUGAUGAUUGCGAUUUGGAGCCUUAUAUCUAUUAAAGAGGCAGUAAGAAACGGAGAUCUGUACCAGGUAUAAUGUAAUGUGGAUGUAGAUUACGAGGUCAAGUACCUUGGCCGGACAUCGAUACUCACCAAUUGACAAUUCAUGCGGCUGUCCCCACACGAACUACCGCUCUAAAAUCCAAGUUGGUGGGAAAACGCUCCAGAAGUGCUUAAGCCCAAGUGGUAUUGAAGCCUCCUUCACCGGUUAAAAUCACAACGCUAUCCUACCUAGCCCAUCGUGGCCCUGCCCGUAUUGUAGUAAUUGCCAUUGGAGCAGGGGCUGGCGGCCUAAGCCUAGCAAUGGCAAAGUAGCUCAGAUGAUGAUGAUUAUGAUGAGGAUG
Messenger RNA from Suillus paluster, 5293 nucleotides. RefSeq lists its product as uncharacterized. The transcript has 10 exons. Lineage: Eukaryota; Fungi; Basidiomycota; Agaricomycetes; Boletales; Suillaceae. The record is from RefSeq and is a predicted model, not a curated record. The coding region runs from base 171 to 4949 and encodes 1592 amino acids.